GUCAAAUUUAUUUAUACUAAAUUAAAAAAAAAAAUCGGAAUUCUUCGCUCCAAACUCCAAAGCAAACAUGACAACAUUUCAUAUCCAGCGCACUGGGACGUGCCCAAAUUUGUUGACCCCAAGUAUUUCUCGUAAUGACCUUUAUACCGUUGAUUCUGGAACGUGCCUUUAGUAUUGCAUAUCGAUCCAGUCCUUAGGAUUUAAGGUAAAGACAAAGAGCUAUAUCGUCACUUCUGAAGCAUUUGAGUCACCAUUUGAUCUGGUUUAAAGGCGGGGUUCAAGACUUUAAACCCCGCCAUUUUUCAUAUUUUUCAAAAAUCCUAAACCCCAGAAAAUCUCUUUUAAACAUUCUGGAACCCUACAAAUUUGCUUCAUUUUGGCCCUGUAAAUCUCUUUGAAUUUUACUUCACUUUCGAUUUAGUUUUAAUCUCAUGGGAUCUUAUUUUUGGAGGAAAUGAUCAAUUUUCGACGUUAAUGAUCCUGCAUUAAGAAUCGGCCAUUGUUUAUUUUUGGAGAGAGGAUACAUGGCAAAAGUUUUUUCUUCUUUGUUGAGGGGUUUCAGAAUCUACGGAGCUCAGAGGCAGGGACAUCCGCUGUUAUUAACUACUGGAAAUCACAGCAGAUAUUUUGGCUCCCAAACAUGUUUUAGAGGAGGACAUAAGACAACAGGACAACUCUUUCGAUUGGCUAUUGUUGGAGUUAGUGCUUUCUCCAUUUACAACACAAUCUCUAGAGAUGAAAAAUUUAAGACCAACAUAUCUCAGUCUUCAUAUGACUUUCCAUUGAGGUGGUGGCAGUCUUUAUUGGGAGAAGUCCAUCAACUUUCUCCAUGGUUGGAUACCACAAACAAGGGGUAUCUGCCAGUAAACUUUUCUAGAACUGAUGGUACUGAUACGUUGAAUUCAAAUUCACCUCCUUUUAUCGGUAUUAAGAAGAAAGGUUCAACGUCACCUCCUUAUAUCGGUGUCAAGGAGAAAGGUUCUGAUGAUGUUGGAGAUGAGAACAACUCCAGUUCUGGCUGCUUGGGUAGGAAUUCCAUCGCAAAUGCGGCUGCUCUGGUUGGACCUGCUGUUGUCAAUCUUUCAGUUACACAAGGUUUCAGUGGCAUGACCCUGGGGAAGAAUAUAGGAUCUGGAACAAUAAUUGAUCCAGACGGCACAAUCUUAACUUGUGCCCAUGUUGUGGUAGGCUUCCAAAGUGCUAGGUCUCCAUACAAGAGAAAGGUCGAUGUAACUCUGCAAGAUGGCCGAACAUUUGAAGGCGAGGUGGUAAACGCUGAUUUUCACUCUGACAUUGCUGUUGUGAAGAUCAAAUCUAAGACUCCAUUGCCAGCUGCGAAGCUUGGUUCAUCAGGCAUGCUUCGUCCUGGAGACUGGGUGGUAGCUCUAGGUUGUCCUCUUUCCUUGCAAAAUACAAUAACAGCUGGUAUUGUUAGCUGCGUCGACCGCAAAAGCAGUGAUUUGGGUCUUGCAGGAAUUCGAAGGGAGUAUUUACAAACAGAUUGUGCGAUUAAUGAGGGUAAUUCGGGAGGGCCUCUUGUCAAUCUUGAUGGAGAAGUUAUUGGAGUUAACAUCAUGAAGAUUGUGGAUGCUGAUGGUUUGAGCUUCGCUGUACCAAUAGACUCGAUCAUAAAAAUUAUUGAACAAUUCAAGAAGAAUGGGAGAGUUGUUCGGCCUUGGCUUGGUUUGAGAAUGCUUGAUCUUAACAAUAUGAUCGUUGCUCAGCUUAAAGAAAGAGAUACCUCAUUCCCUGAUGUGAACAGAGGGGUACUUGUGCCACUGGUGACUCCUGGCUCCCCGGCUGAUCGUGCUGGAUUUCUCCCUGGAGAUGUGGUUGUCGAACUUGACGGAAAACCAGUGGGAAGUGUCGAGGAGGUUGUAGAAGUUCUGGAGGACAAGGUUGGGGUGCCCAUGAAGGCAGUUGUUAAGAGAUCAAACAAUAAUACAGUCACUCUCACGGUUGUGCCAGAGGAAGCAAAUCCUGUGAUAUAGAACUGAUCCGUUACUAGGUCGUUUCAACAAUGCCCGCAGGAGCAUAUGUCCCUUUGCUCCCUCGCAUAGAAAAUACUCCUUCCCUAGUGAAACAUGAAAGAUGGGAAUCUCAAUUUUUCAAGGCAAAAUCCCUUCUUUGUAAGCAGAAUCCUAACCUAAAAUCGGUAAAUUAAAAAGAAAAUAAGGUGUUCUGCCCCUAAAAUAUGGAAAAGAGCCUUCUUGAUUCAUGUUUUA
Molecule: messenger RNA, 2225 nt
Organism: Amborella trichopoda
Lineage: Eukaryota; Viridiplantae; Streptophyta; Magnoliopsida; Amborellales; Amborellaceae
Gene: DEG14
Product: Trypsin family protein with PDZ domain-containing protein
Biological process (GO): proteolysis
Molecular function (GO): serine-type endopeptidase activity; protein binding
Source: RefSeq, a predicted model, not a curated record